AUGGCGGCGGCGGCGGCGGCGGCGCGGCGGCAGCUGGCGCUGCUGCAGGAGGAGCGCGAGGCCGAGCUCGCCCAGAGCAGGACAUGGCAGGAGAGCAGCUCGCUGAAGGAACUGCAGCGCAGGGGUAUCUGCUUGCUCAAACUCCAAGCUGCCAACCAAAGAACCGGUCUCUACGGACGGUUGCUCGUGACAUUUCAGCCCAGAACAUACAGUUCGGACGCCGAGCUGCCCUCUAACAGUUUUGGGCCUGGUGACAUUGUGGGUCUUUAUGAAUCAACUGGCCAAAGUGAUCUCCUUUCCACCGGCAUCAUAACGCGCGUCACCUCCAGGUCAGUGACUGUAGCCUUUGAGGAAUCUCGAGAUGGCGUGCUGAGCUUGGACCGAGAGAGCUCCUACCGUCUGCUCAAACUAGCCAACGAUGUAACCUACAAGAGACUGAAAAAGGCUUUAAAUGCACUAAGUCAGUAUCAUGGUGGUCCAGCCUCUGAUCUGAUCGACGUCCUCUUCUUUUCUUCUGAUCCAAGCACGUUUAGUGAAACGAAACCUUUGAAGUUCUACAAUGACUCACUAGAUGCAUCGCAGAAGGAGGCUGUCUCCUUCUCGCUGGCACAGAGAGAGCUUGCCAUCAUCCAUGGACCACCCGGCACAGGAAAGACCACAACGAUAGUAGAGAUCAUCUUGCAAGCUGUACAGCAAGGCCUGAAAGUCCUGUGUUGUGCCCCUUCCAACGUUGCGGUGGAUAAUCUGGUGGAAAGGCUGGCCGGCUACAAAGCCCGCAUCCUGCGCCUUGGGCACCCAGCUCGCCUCCUGGAGCCCAUCCAACAGUAUGCUUUGGACGCGGUCUUGGCCCGUGGUGACAGUGCUCAGAUAGUGGCGGAUAUCAGGAAGGAGAUUGACCAGACCUGCGCAAAAAGUAAAAAGGCUCAAGACAAGGGAGAACGGAGCCAUUUUCUAAGUGAGAUAAAGGCCCUGAGAAAGGAGCUGAAGGAACGAGAAGAAACAGCCAUGACUGCAGCCCUUUCCCGUGCCAGUGUUGUCCUUGCUACGAAUACAGGUGCUUCCUCUGAUGGCCCACUGAAGCUGCUUCCUGAAAAUCACUUUGAUCUGGUGGUGAUAGAUGAGUGCGCUCAGGCUCUUGAAGCCAGCUGCUGGAUACCUCUACUGAAAGCGCCAAAGUGCAUCCUGGCUGGGGACCACAAGCAGCUUCCCCCCACCAUCGUCUCACACAAGGCUGCUGCCAAGGGCCUUUCCCUGAGCUUGAUGGAGCGUCUCAUAGAGAGGUACGGGGAGAAGGCCACAAGGAUGCUGACAGUGCAGUACCGCAUGCACCAGGCCAUCAUGCAGUGGGCUUCCUCGGAGAUGUACAGUGGCCGGCUCACUGCCCACAUAGCGGUAGCCCAGCAUUUGCUCAAGGACCUGCCAGGCGUCACAUCUACAGAAGAGACUACAAUUCCCUUAUUGCUGAUAGAUACCGCCGGCUGUGGCCUGUUUGAGUUGGAAGAGGAAGACGAGCAGUCCAAAGGGAAUCCAGGCGAGGUGCAGCUGGCCGGGUUGCACAUCCAAGCUUUGAUGGAAGCUGGCGUGAAGGCCCGAGAUGUUGCCGUUGUAGCUCCCUACAACCUCCAGGUGGACAUGCUCAGAGAGCACCUUUGCCAUAGGUACCCAGAGCUGGAAAUUAAAUCAGUUGAUGGUUUUCAGGGAAGAGAGAAAGAGGCAGUGAUCCUAUCAUUUGUGAGAUCCAACAGGAAAGGCGAAGUAGGCUUUCUUGCCGAAGAUCGGCGGAUAAACGUAGCAGUGACCCGUGCCCGGCGCCACGUGGCGGUUAUCUGCGACUCCCGCACCGUCAGCAACCAAGCCUUUCUGAAGCGGCUUGUGGAUUACUUUGGCCAGCAUGGGGAGGUGCGCACAGCCUUUGAGUACCUUGACAACCUUGUGCCCGAGAACUACUCUCACGAGGGCCACAGCAAGCGACAGGACAAUGCAAAACUCUCUGCCUCAUCUGGGCCCAAACCACAGCCACCUCCAAUGCAGAAACGCAACUCAGUAGUGACCAAACCAACUUCUCCAAAGCCAAAAACAUGUUUCUCCUCAAGCAACCCUGCGGUAGAGAACCCAGGGCCAAAAGAUGCUGCAGACAAACUCAAGGCCAUGCUGGUGACAUUCUUAGAGAGCAAUGAGCCACAGCUGGCUUUCCCUCCAUCUCUCAAUUCACAUGAACGGCUGCUGGUCCACCUGAUGGCGGAGGAAUAUGGGCUGCAGCAUGUGAGCACUGGUGAAGGGAGGGAUCGCUACAUCAGCGUUCACAAGAGAGAGCCCACUGCGCCUUCGCUGCUUGCAGCUGUGGCCCCCAGCAAGCAGCUUCCCCUUCCUCAUCCGCAAAGCACCAGUGGUGAGACUUCUGGUGCUGCUGAGAAGGAGGAGAGCAGCAAGGCUUUGGGAAAAGUGGACCUCAAAUCUUUACACUUGGAGAGAGUGCAGAGGGAGAAGGCCAGACGGGAAGAGGAGGCAAGGAAGGCGCAGGAGCUGAGUGGUGGCCCUCAGCGUGGCAGCGGGAAGAGAGACAAAAGCGAAGCCAAGGGAAAGCAAACCGGAGCAGCCAGUGCAGCAGCAGAAGAUAUCGACGCUCUGAUUUCCGCUGCCAUUAAAGCUGACAACACCUGCAGCUUCCCCUGUUGCAAAACCAGUGUUACGACUCUGGGCCAGCUUUGCCUCCACUGCAGCAGGCGCUACUGCCUCGGCCAUCACAUCCCGGAGGUUCACGGGUGCGGGGAGAAGGCCAAGAGCCACGCGCGGCAGCGGAUCAGCAGGGAAGGGGUGCUCUACCCCGGCAGUGGCUCCAAAGACAAGUCCCUGGACCCGGCCAAGAGAGCUCAACUCCAGAGGCGCCUGGACAAAAAGCUUAAUGAACUGACAAGCCAGAGAAAGAGCAAAAAGAAAGAUAAAGAGAAAUGAAAAAAAAAUCUAUUAUUUCUGAUAUCUAAGCUAAAUUAUUUUUUUGACUUGAAAUCACAGGUCAGACUAGAGAAACCAAAGAUGCUGUUCAGGGUACAGGAUCAUGCUGAUCCAGAGAGGAAGAAGGGAGCUCUCCUUUUGGAUGGCAGACAACUUGGAGCCAGCAUGCCAUAAAAAAUGGCUGAAUAAAUUGUCACUGGGCCUCUCUAAACCCCAGAGCUGCACUGGAGGAAGGCGAGCAGCUUUAUUUAUCCUGGUUAUUUUUAUUGACAAGGUAAGAGAUGUAUGCAGGGAGGCUGGCGAAUGACAAUAAAGAACGAUGUUAAAACACCUAGAGCAA
Messenger RNA from Rhea pennata, 3292 nucleotides. It is a transcript of the gene IGHMBP2, whose product is annotated as immunoglobulin mu DNA binding protein 2. NCBI's taxonomy places the organism in Eukaryota, Metazoa, Chordata, Aves, Rheiformes, Rheidae. The record is from RefSeq and is a predicted model, not a curated record. Gene Ontology annotation, cellular component: cytoplasm; nucleus. The transcript is spliced from 15 exons. Gene Ontology annotation, molecular function: DNA binding; 5'-3' DNA helicase activity; zinc ion binding. The coding region runs from base 1 to 2952 and encodes 983 amino acids.